This is a messenger RNA of Arabidopsis lyrata subsp. lyrata, 1499 nucleotides long. Its product is annotated as probable 20S rRNA accumulation protein 4. The record is from RefSeq and is a predicted model, not a curated record. The coding region runs from base 89 to 1231 and encodes 380 amino acids. Gene Ontology annotation, cellular component: cytoplasm. The transcript is spliced from 6 exons. Lineage: Eukaryota; Viridiplantae; Streptophyta; Magnoliopsida; Brassicales; Brassicaceae.
UCUUCAUCAUCAACAUUCGACUUCGAUAAAACGUUUCACCUAAGAGGGAGAGCUCUGUUCUACUUUGAUCGGAGAACUGUAUGUAACCAUGGUCGGAAUUCUUCUGGGGUUACCUGGGCAGUGGGCAGAAGACGAGCUUGAGUCUUCUGAUCACUACACAACAAAAAUCGGCGGUCUUCCGGAUUGGCCACCAAUACCCGAUGAUACACUGAAACCAAAACUACUCAAUUGUUGUUCAUGUGGAAGUAAACUUUCUCUCGUAGCUCAGGUGUAUGCCCCAAUCUCAAUUGAAAUUUCAGACAUCCAAGAGCGUUCCCUCUAUAUAUUCGGUUGCUUGAUGCCUAAAUGUGGAACCUCUGAACAAAGCUGGAGAGCUUUUAGCGUUUGGAAAGCUAUAGAAAAAGAGAAAGAAUCAAGUGAAAUGGUGGAUUUACCUGUCCCUUCGCCUCCAGAUACAUCUUCUAAAACUCAUUGGUUAGACGAUGAUGAUGAUGAUGAAGAUUUUGAUUUUGAGAGUUUAGCUAAGGCGCUCGCAGAGGCUUCAUCUGCUGCGGCUUCCAUUUCGAAGAAACAAAAGAGUAAACCAAAUGGCAAUGCUAGUUCAGGGACUACAGCAAGGCCUUCACCUUUAAAAUCUGAAACAAGAGUUGCGGAUCAAAUUAAAGUUGAGACUGGAGUGGUGGUUCCGUGCUUCUACAUUUAUACAAAGGAAGAGAUCCCCUCAAAAGAAGUCGAUCGAUGCUCGAUGAAUUACUCGUCUUUGUCCAUCAAGGAUAAAGAAACCGGCAACAAUGAUGAGAGUGAAUCCGAAGAAACGUGGGAGGAUGAGAAAUAUGAAUAUGACAGAGCCCUGAAUGCAGAUAGGACUUAUCUUAAGUUCAAAAAACGGCUAGAUGCAAACCCGGAACAAUGUUUCAGGUACUCUUAUGGCGGUAAGCCGAUACUGGCCACUGAGGACAUGAAAUCUCCCGAUAACUGCAGGAAUUGCGACUCUCCAAGGCACUUUGAGAUACAACUCAUGCCUCCAUUAAUAUAUUUUCUACAUGAAGGUGUUGUUGAUGAAAGGCUUAAGCAAUCAUUGGACAAUUGGGAUUGGAUGACACUUAUUGUCUACACUUGUUCCAAGAACUGCGCAAACGCUGUGAAUGGCGAUUGGGUUAUAACUGAGGAGUGUGUAGCAGUACAGUAUGAGAAACCGAUGAAUCUUGAUCAUGCUAGCUUCUUCAAAUGAAAUUUUUUCCCCGGUGAAUCUUUUGAUUGCUUAAGAAGAUGUUGCUGAAGUGAUUACAGCUAAAAAAAUUUUGGUCAAGAAGUCAAAUGCGGCAUGAAAAUAUGUUCUUCAAUUGUUUCAGGACAGAGAUCCUCAAGAAGAGUGAGCUGCUUAAAAAAUACAUUUUUAUGCGAGACAAAGACUACAUUUUUUUCGUUUAAAAUGAUUAGUCUUAACGUAAUGUUAGAUUUGUAAGACAGAUGCUUUUAUUGGAUUUCUUUCGAUUUAA